AUGCCUUGACUAUAGCUGGAGUGUGCAGUGCAGUUUAAAAGCAGUAACUAUAACUAUGCAAACCUCCCUUCCCUCUGUGAUUCCUCUCACCUCCAUUCUCCCUCACAGCUACUAAAGAGUCCGACUGGUCUCCUAAAGCUGCAGACAGCUCUCAAAUGCCAAGUGGCUCACAAGUGGUGUCUAGCUAUCUCAUCUCUAAUGAACUUCUCCACUCUCCGGUCCCUAGAGGGGGCCACUGGGGGACCCAAUAUUGGAGGAGGUGGGGGUUCGGUGACGAGGAAAUCAUCCGAACCCCCUCUGUCAGUGGGUAUGAUUACAACUGCCUCGGAAAUGGGGAAAGUGCUGAGCGUAAAGAAGGCACUGCAGAAGGCAUUCAUUUCAGUCCAACUAGAGAAGUCGGCCGUGCGGGAUCACAUGCUGGCGUCCCGAUUCCAUUCCACUGGGAAGACGCGGAAUGGCAUGGAGACUGCAAAGUGUGGUGCGGUGGAAGAAUUCUGUGUCAACUUGGUGAAGGUGAUGUCACAAUAUUCACUGAGGCUCCAGAUCCUUCAGCUGUACCAGAGUCUCACCUGCCUUCUCCACACCUUCCCUGCAACCAGAGAUGGCUACUUCACAGUUGGUCAAGUUUCAACCACUCCAAAAUCUGUUCCUCCUCUCGUCAAAGAUCCUCGGUCAGCUCUCUCCCGGCCUCCCCUCCUCCUGACAAAGGAUGGAUCCAGAAUCAGAAACCUGUGGUACAUUCCCCAUACCACCGAGAUACUGACCAUGUUCUCAGAGGGAGCACUGGAAGAUAGAGUGACACGUCUCAAGACCAUUCUGAGUCUGGUGAGCCCACUGGUUAUGAUACUGUGGUACCAGGUGUCCUACGUGAGACUGGGCACCUGUGAGGGGGAGGGUAGGAGAGGGUUCAGUGGAGACUGGGGAGGCACCGAGGGAAUUGGGAAUGUGGUUCAGAGACUGCAGAAUGAGAUCGCUGAUUUGCCAGACCCCUUCAGAUCCACAACAGGUCUACACACCAUUCUUCAGAUUUUUGAGAAUGCACAUCAC
Molecule: messenger RNA, 1047 nt
Organism: Geodia barretti
Lineage: Eukaryota; Metazoa; Porifera; Demospongiae; Tetractinellida; Geodiidae
Source: the annotation of a GenBank genome assembly